GUGGAGCUUGGGCAAGCUCGGGGGUGUGAGGAUGAUCACAAAGACGACGUCGAUACUGAUGCGAUCCUGCGCGUCCAAGAGUUGGUCGGGCGCAACGUCAAGCUCCUGCAGGAGCUCAUAUCGGAUGCCACCUCUGAGUCCUUCGCGGAAGGUGACGUGAUUCUGCAUGCUGGUGAACAGGUCGAGAAGAUGUACUUCCUUCGAAGUGGAGAGGCAAGCGUUCAUGUUGACAACGUUCGGGUCGAACAGGUUCCGAGCGGGUCCAUCUUGGGUCUCGCCGCCAUGUUCGAGAAUCCGCAGCUUCCCGUGGAGAUCCGGGCGGCUGGGCCAUGCCAAUGCCGGGUCAUCUCCCGGAUUAACUUUCACGCGGCGCUGCAGAACUAUCCCGAGGACCUCCUCCACUUGCAACAUGAGGGGAGCAGGAUGCAGAAGCAGGAUGGCGACAGAUGGAAGCGACUCGGCGCCGUCCAGCGGACCAAGAAGAAGCUGAAGGCCAUCGCCAGCAUGCGAGCUGAGCGGGCAUCGCAGAAAGCUGCCGAAGCUGACGAUGAGGCAGUCGCUCCGGUCCGGUCGUCGCGCGCGCUGCAGAAGUCUCCCAGAGAUGAGGAGGAGGAUCACUCGAGUUCGAGCCUGGACUUACCUCCGCAAGUUCCACGCCUCCAUGGGGCCACCGCUAGCGCAGAGGGCGCGCAGAGCAUGCCAUUCCCGCCGAGCCUCCGGCCGCGGCAAGACGAGGCCAGGCGGAGGGCGAAGGUGCAGAUGAUCCGGGCGCAGCUGCAGCUGCGGGCGCGAGGAGCGAUUCAGCCAUCAGGGAAGCUCGGCAAGCUGAGCAGGCUACGGUGUGGGGAUGAUCCGGAGAAGCCAGCAGCUGCCAGCUGUUCUGGGGGCCCCGUGCCCAAGCUCGAGGAUGCCUUGCUGGGUAGGCCCAUGCAACUGCAGGACACGGACUGCGACUCUCCCCGCUACGAGACCUUCGGAUUUGACUUCGACGACGAGCUUUCGCCCCUUUCACCCCUUUCGCCCGUGUCUCCGGGAUCCGAGAAGUCGGGAAGCUUGUUUUGGCAGAUCUCAGAGCCGGACAUGCCAUCUCGAGGCGAGACCGAGCGCCAGAGCUCGAAGCAGGGAGUUCUCACGAUGGCAAACCCCUUCGAACGUUCAAUCAGCUCGGACAGACCCACUUCUCGCCGAUUACGUUCACGAGAAGGAGGACCUGAGACGACUACAACUCGCUCCAUGCCUUUGGGGCGCUUGGCAGCGGCAA
Molecule: messenger RNA, 1261 nt
Organism: Symbiodinium necroappetens
Lineage: Eukaryota; Dinophyceae; Suessiales; Symbiodiniaceae
Source: the annotation of a GenBank genome assembly